AUUAUUUUUAAUUAACACAUUUUCUUGAUUUAUUUUAUUUUAUGCUUAUUGUUGAGGUAAUGUACAUUUGCCCAUUAUCACUGCCAUUACGUUAUUACUGAUAUUUAAGUGUAGGAAUUGGCAUGUAUUGCACUGGGGAAUCGUAUUGGUGACACACACUUGACCAAGCAGGUGGCAGCCACGGCACUCCUGUGAAGCAUGCUCGCAGCAUCAGCGUCAUUCGUGCUCAUUGAUAGUUUAAGAACAUAAAGUUUAAGGUUAAAAGCAAGCUAAGAAAUGGACAACAAGUUUCACCUACUCCCUUUAGUUGUGCGGCCAAUGAGAAGCAAUCAUGGGAGGAGCUAAUAUAAAACCAGAGUUUACUUCGCAGCUGCAGGACAAGAGAGUGAAAAGAGACGAGGACAUUGUGUUCAAGUGUAAUGCCAACAACCUUGAGGACGUAAAUGUCGUAUGGGAAAAGGAUGGACAGAGGUUGUAUGACGGAGACGGUAUCAGCAUCAGCCAGAGUCGGACAGAAUUAAGUCUGAGGAUCAGCAAGGCCAAAGAAAAAGAUGAGGGCAAAUACACCAUAAGGCUCAGCAAAGCUUCAGAAAGUGUCUCACACACAGUUAAAGUCACUGUUCUUGAGUUGGACCAGGAUUGGCGGUCCAUAGGAUGGGGGUUAAACGUGGACAUCAAGCACAACUUAGAGGACCUCAAACUCAAAAACCCACAGGUGAAACACCUGAACUUCCUGCUGCAUGGCCCUGUGGGGGCUGGGAAGUCCAGCAUCAUCAACUCCAUCCAAAGCAUCUUCAUGAACAGAGUCGAAGUUGGGGCGCUAGUCGCUGCAACUACUGGCAAAAGUUUCACGUUAACUUACAACUCCUAUCAAAUUAAAAACAUCGAAAACAAAGCUUUGCCGUAUGUAUUCAGUGACAUCAUGGGUCUGGAGAUUGCAAAUAAGGAAGGGUCGCAUCCUGAUGACAUCAUCAAUAUCUUAAAAGGACAUAUCAGAGAGGGUACCAUGUUUAAUUCAAGUUGCCCAGUGCCCGAAAAGGACCGAAAUUACAACAGAAGUCCUACUCCAAGUGAUAAGAUUCAUUGUCUGAUCAGCGUGCUCCCAGCUGAUAAAAUAUCUCUGAUGGAGAAGAAUAAUCUUUUUGAAAAGAUGGGUGAGAUCAGAAAGAAAGCCAGUGGCAUGGAUAUUCCUCAGGUGGUUUUCAUGACCCAUGUGGAUUCGGCCUGUCCGGUAGUAAAGGAUAACCUGACGCGCAUCUAUUCAAGCAAAAAUAUAAAGAAGAAAAUGCAGGAGUGCAGUAACUUGACGGGUAUUCCCAUGACCUGCAUCUUCCCAGUGAAGAACUACCAUGAGGAGAACAAACUGGACGGGAACAUGGAUAGCUUGAUACUGGAUGCUCUGGAAAGCGUUGUAAACUUUGCCGAAAGCUAUGUGGAUCGCCUUUACAAGCUUGAGCAUUAACAAGAAAACUAUGAAGUAUUCCACAAAAUGGUGUCUGUAAGCCACCAUUAACCCAGAUAGCAUAACAUGUCAUAAUUUGUUGAAUUAGGAAGAAAUAAGAAAUGGGACAUAAGACAAUGGUAAACUAUUUUAUUAUAAGACUAUAAUAACUCUGAUUUAGCCUCCCUUUGUUGAUCUUUAAUAAAAGCAUUACUACUCUA
This is a messenger RNA of Clupea harengus (Atlantic herring), 1662 nucleotides long. RefSeq names its product interferon-induced protein 44-like. Lineage: Eukaryota; Metazoa; Chordata; Actinopteri; Clupeiformes; Clupeidae. The transcript has 9 exons. Gene Ontology annotation, biological process: immune response. The record is from RefSeq and is a predicted model, not a curated record. Bases 332 to 1462 code for a protein of 376 amino acids.